Bacidia gigantensis is the source of this 1476-nucleotide messenger RNA. RefSeq lists its product as uncharacterized. Bases 1 to 1476 code for a protein of 491 amino acids. NCBI's taxonomy places the organism in Eukaryota, Fungi, Ascomycota, Lecanoromycetes, Lecanorales, Ramalinaceae. The record is from RefSeq and is a predicted model, not a curated record. The transcript is spliced from 2 exons.
AUGUCGCGUCUCUACGGCGCCUUCCCAUGCCACCUCUGCCACCUCCAUUCCGGAAUGGGCUACGUCUACGCCUGCACACAAGAUCACGGGACAGACUUCUCCAUCGACCCUUUACGACGCAUCGCAGAUCCAGACCACUAUCUCGAUCUGGAGCUCCAGCGUGACCGCUCGUCUCACCUGGGUGGCACCAAAGAUCACGAUCACAACGAGAGCUGGGUGAACUUAGGAGACUUGACAGGCGAGCUCUCAGUCUUUGAGGCCGAAUGUAACGGCCAGCGCAUGCCCAAGCCUGAACUGAGUCCGUGGCUGGAAAAAGCGAUCCAAAGGGGCGAAUACGACAGAGACCAGAUCAAGCUCAUCAGAAUCCAGAAAGAGGAAGUCUGUGCCGUUGCGAAAGCAGCAAGGGUCCGCUUCGAGACCGAAGAGCACGGUGAUGUGGUGGAGCCGAAGCGACCAAGUUUGACACCGAAGAAAGUCAAGAGACUAUCGUUUGCCCCGCAGAAAGAUGAGACGACGGAAAUCGCCGAGGAGAGCAAAAGCGAGGGUGAAUUCCCUUUCUCCCCCUCUCCAGCGUCGUCAACACCAGGUGAAUAUCCCCCUUCCCCUCCCCUAUCCCUUCCCCCUCCUUCGCCUACACUCCCCACCGCAACCGCGGUAUCGGCAUACACGCCCGAACCCUCUCCACCAACGACCUCCGCGGGGAAGCCAGCGAGGAAGAAAGCACUGUAUCCCUACUGUAGCCUUACGUUCUGCCCGACUUGUCGCCCUACAUACUGUGACCGUGCUUGGGCGUGUUUCGAGCAUGCCUAUAACCAUGAUCCUAGCGAUGAUAGUGGGGGCCCCGGUUUGCAAUUGAGUAUGGAAGAUCUGAAGGAGGAGAGUUAUGGGCCGUACUUCAACUCCUUGGAGGUCAUGCGUACGAUUGGUCUUGCGAAACCGGGAUUGAGGCAGAAGCUCAGGAGCUGGGAUAGUAGGGAAGCGGUGGCCGGGACGAGCCCGGCUACGAGUUUGCAUGCGUUGAGUGGUGAUAUCGCUGCCGAGGGAGUUGUGGGGCAAGAGGAGUCGAAAAGGGAAGGGGGAAAGGGGGUGAGAGGGAGUAUUAAGGGCAAGGUCAAAGAUUUCUUGAAGAGGAGGGAAACCGGUAAGGAGAUUGCUGAGGGGGAUGGAGCAGUUGAUACGGUGAAAGAGAAAGAGGAGGAGAGUGAGGAGAGUGAGGAGGGGUUGACUAUACGGGUCGUGGCGAGAGAGGAGGGUAAUGGCGAUGGGCGGUUAAGAGCGCCGCUGCCGCUGAAUGUGGUUGGGCGUGGUCGUGCCCGUGAAGAGGAUGGGAUGAUUGGUGAUGAGGAAGGGAAAGACGUGGCAGUGGGGCAGAUGGAGGAAGUCGAUAUCGCGGACGCUUUGGGGCUGGAGCACGGUGUUGCUGUCACGGAAGAGGCGGUGGAAGGGGGCACGCCUGAUGUGGUCAUGACGGGCUGA